AUGGAGAACAAGUGGAGGGAGGAGGGGGAGCAGGCGGGCAGGGAUAAAGAGCGGAGAGCCGAGGACAGGUGCAGACAGAAAAACCUUCCGAGCAGCACCACUGACAUCAUCCAACCCCCGCUUUCUCCCCCUCCCUUUCUUUUCCUCUCUUCCUCCCUCUCCCCACUUCUCUCUCUUCUUGACAUUGCCUUUUCCUGCUUGUCCUUCCUGCUGCCUCUGUUUUCCUUUUCUCUCUCCAUUCUCUGGGUCUGUGUCUUGUUCUUCUUUCUCACCUAUGUAUUCCUUUCUUUCCUUCUCCUUCCCUGCCCCCCCCCACCACCCUCCUCCUCUACAGAACCCUCAGUGAACCCAUCCAAUGCCGGCGUGGUGGCGGGGGCUGUGAUUGGCUCCCUGCUGGCCCUCCUCCUGGUCGCAGCUCUCAUCGCUGUUCUUGUGACCCGAAGCCGCAGGCAACAGCAGGGUUACCGUGCCAACAGCGGCGGCGACAUGAAGUCGCGCAUAUUCGGCGGAGGCAAGAAGGCCAGCAAGAACGGCACUGGGGCCGGUGCAGGCAGCGGGGGCAUCGGUAACAACAACGGGCCCAUCUACGUGUACAACGACGGCUCUGCCCACCAGGGCCUCGGAGAGAAAAACAACCACCACCACCAGCCGCUCACCAUAGGGGGGCGGCCCGAGGUGGCGGCCACCACACCCACCGCCCAGGACAUCCUUCUGAGCGCCGAGCUGGACGAGGCGGAGAGGAGGAAGUUUGAUGAGCUGGAGGAGGAAGAGGAGCGGUAUGACCACUUUGCUGGAGGGGCUCCCAUCCUCCAGCUCCGCCCACCCCAUGACCAGGACGAUAUAAUUGGUGGUUACCUGGAUGAUGACAUGGAGUCCCAGAGGGAUGGCUCCGUCAUCUCACGGACUGCCGUUUAUGUGUAGAGGAACGGAAGAGCAAAGGUGGAGGAGAAGCUGAAAUGGAGGGAUGGAGGAGGAAGAGAAUUCUAGAGAAUUCAUCUGAGGAUUUUGCGAAUUGGGGGGAGGGUCCCCAAAAAAAAUACCACUUAUUUUUAAAAAGAGAUUCUAAAUAUAAUAAACAGCCACAGCGCAGCCCCAGAAAGGAGUGAAUGAACUGUUGAUGCGGGAGUGGUGGAAUAUUCCACAAGAAGGUUUGCGGGGGAGUGUUAAUGAGAUGGUGUCUGCCCCAUAAGUACAAAAAAUUCGAACUCUGUGUUUACCAAACUUAGGAGAAAACGAUCCUUUCCAAACAAAUGUCUCUUCAAUCGCUUUUUCUCAUGCUACUGCUAUCGCGGAGACCUUGACGAGGACUCUGACAGACUUGACUAAAGACAAAACGGAAAGAGUAGAGUGUGGGAGUGGAAUAAUGGCAUCAUGAUACAAGCCUGGCUUUAGAGGAGGUAUCUCGCUAGCAUACUCGUUCUUAUCUACACCAAAACGGCACAAGUGGAAGGGGCAUGCUGCCUUCUUAGUCCUAUUCUCCUGUGGGACACUUUUUUGUUUCGGUCAUGUUAUGCUGUGAGAACGAGUUGGGGAGAAGGUUUCGAGGGCAAAGACGGAAGCCAUCACAAAUUGACGAAAAGGGAAUGAUGUGUUUGCUAUUGUCUGCUGUAUCAGGUCCUCUGUCUGUCAUCUUGUUUUUUCCCAGUCCCUUCAUCGCCCAGAGAAACCCCCCCCCCCCCCAUAUCUCUUCAGCAUUUUUCUCCCUCAUUCAAACUGAUUAUAUGAGCAGUAGGGCUGGGCAAUAUUGACAAAAUCAAAUAUCACAUUAUUUUGGACUGAAUACCCUCAAAAUUGAUCAUUUGAAGAUAGUUUGGGAAUGACUAUUGCUGAUGUUUAUUCACAAGUUUUUUUAGGGAGUUUUUCCUUAUCUGAUGCGAGGGUCUAAGGACAAGAUAUUGUGUUGCUGUAAAGCCCCUUGAGGCAAAUUUGUAAUUUGUGAUAUUGGGCUAUACAAAUAAAAUUGACUUGACAAGAAAAUUUUGAGAACUGGGUGUCCAGGUAGCGUAGCGGUCUAUUCCAUUGUCUACCAACAAGGGGAUCGCCUGUUCGAAUCCCCAUGUUAUCUCCAGCUUGGUCGGGAAUCCCUACAGACACAAUUGGCCGUGUCUGCGGGUGGGAAGCCGAAUGUGGGUUGUGUCCUGGUCGCUGCACUCGCGCCUUCUCUGGUCGGUUGGGGCGCCUGUUUAGGGGGGAGGGGGAACUGGAGGGAAUAGCGUGAUCCUCUCACGCGCUACGCCCCCCUGGCGAAACGCCUCAUUGUCAGGUGAAAAGAAACGGCUGGCGACUCCACAUGUAUCAGGGGAGGCAUGUGGUAGUCUGCAGCCCUUCCCGGAUCGGCAGAGGGGGUGGAGCAGCGACCAGGACAGCUCAGAGAGCGGGAUGAUUGGCCAGGUACAACUGGGGAGAAAAAGGGGCGAACACAUCCUCAGUGGAGGAGGUAGAGUCUGAAGUCUCAGGGGAAGCCCCACCCAUAUCCCUGGCAGAGGUCUCUGAGGUAGUUAAAAAGCUCCUUGGUGGCAAGGCGCUGGGUGUGGAUGAGAUUCACCCUGAGAUGCUCAAGGCUCUGGACAUUGUUGGGCUGUCUUGGCUGACACGCCUCUUCAGUGUCACGAGGGAGGUCGGGGACAGUACCUGUGGAGUGGCAGACUGGGGUGGUGGUUCUCAUAUUUAAAAAGGGGGACCAGAGGGUGUGCUCCAAUUAUCAGGGCAUCACAUUACUCAGCCUCCCUGGGAAGGUUUACUCUAGGGUGUUGGAAAGGAGGCUCUGACCAAUUGUCGAACUUCAGAUCAAGGAAGAACAAUGCAGAUUCCAUCCUGGCCGUGGAACAACGGACCAACUCUUUACCCUUGCGGAAGUGCUGAGGGGGGCGUGGGAGUUUGACCAACCAGUCUACAUGUGUUUUGUGGACUUGGAGAAGGCUUAUGACCGUGUACCCUGGGGCACUCUGUGGGGGGUAUUGUGGGAGUAUGAAGUACCGGAGCAGUUGCUACAAUGCAUCUGGUCCUUGUAUAACUGAAGUGAGUGACUUUGUGCCGAGAAUGCGGACACAGCUAACACGUUUCCAGUAGGUGUCGGACUCCGCCAAGGUUGUCCCUUGUCUCUGAUUCUAUUUGUGAUAUUCAUGGACAGGAUCUCAAGGUGCAGCCAAGGUGAGGAGUGUGUCUGUUUUGGGAACCUCAGAAUUGCAUCUCUGCUCUUUGCAGAUGAUAUGGUUUUGUUGGCUUCAUCAGAACACGACCUCCAGCGCACACAGGGGCGGUUUGCAGCUGAGUGUGAAAUGGCCGGGAUAAAAGUCAGCACCUCCAAGUCUGAGACCCUGUUUCUCUACCGGAAAAUGGUGGAUUGCUCCCUCCGGGUUGGGGAUGAGUUGUCACCUCAAGUGAAGGAGUUCAAGUAUCUCAGGGUCUUGUUCACGAGUGAGGGUAGGAUGGAGCGGGAGAUUGACAGGCAGAUUGGUGCAGCAUCAGCAGUAAUGCGGACAUUGUACCGGACUGUUGUGGUGAGGAGGGAGCUGAGCCGGAAGGUAAAGCUCUCAAUUUACCAGUCGAUCUUCGGUCCAACCCUCACCUAUGGUCAUGAGCUUUGGGUAGUGACCGAAAGGGUGAGAUCGUGGAUACAAGUGGCUGAAAUGAGUUUCCUCUGUAGGGUGUCUGGGCUCAGCCUUAGAGAUAGGGUGAGGAGCUCAGAGUAGAGCCGCUGCUCCUUUGCAUUGAAAAGAGCCUGGUUCGGAGGAGGUGGUUCGGGCAUCUGAUUAGGUUGCCUCCUGGGCGCCUUCCUUUGGAGGUUUACCGGGCACGGCCAACUGGGAGGAGACCCUGGGGUAGACCCAGAACUCGCUGGAGGGAUUACAUGUCCAAUCUGGCCUGGGAUCACCUGGGAUCCCCCAGGAGGAGCUGGAGAGCAUUGCUGGGGAGAGGGAUGUCUGGCGUGCCCUGCUUAGCUUGCUGCCACCACAACCCGACCCCAGAGAAGGAGCUGAAGAUGAAUGAAUGAAUUGCCAUAACCAAAGUCCCAGAUGACAUCUAGUCUCAUCACAAUAUUGAUAUUACACGGGUAUAUUGCCAAUCUAACAAAUAGCACAGUUUAGUCACUCUUGAAUUUCCUAGUAGACUAAACAUGAAUCAGGUGUCUGCUAGCAAACACCAAAAAAGGUGCAGAUGAGGUUUGAGAGCUCAAGUUUGAACUUUAUCCAUACAAGGUGCUCCACAUGCAUACAGUGCCUGGAGGUGAGGGAGGGAAUGAGGUGUAGCCGAUCUGACAGGGUCGAGGGAGAGCAAGAGGGAUGGAGGAGCGGAAAGGAGCACGUCUCUUCUUUCCUCUUCCUCCUCAUCCCCCUCGCCUCAGAGCUCUCCUGACAGGAGGAGUUUGAUUGGUAAUGAGCCGUGAAGUCGCCCGCUUAGCGGGGACCAACAGAUUGCCACCUCUUAUCGUUUAUGACGUGGCGAUUCCGCCCCUAUCCACUUAUUUCUCUAUCGCUCCACCUCUCAGUCUCUCUCCCUCUCUCUCUUCAUCGUUCUCUCUGUCUCGUGCCGUUCCUCUCUCCUGUGCUGUUUAUGAGGAGUGUGAUUUAUCCAGGGCAGCGAGGGGGUCAUGGCUAAAGAGAGCAAACGAGUAUUUCACUGGUCCCGAUGUGUCAAACGCCCCACUUACUCUCCUCUCCUCUACUCUAGCCUGCCCUACUACGGCAGGCCUGACUAAUCAACCCUAAGUGGCCACGCUCACUCUGUUGCACAUACACAUCCAUGUAACUUUCUUGAUUGUUAAAGCCUUCUGCCAUACUUGGAUGUCCACGUGCAACGCCUCCCAACAUGUGGCCUUGCUAGGUUAAACAGGUUUUACAGGGGGAUGUACUAUUGUAUUAUCUCCCCAUCAGUGGACAGUGUGUUGUGUAGUUAGUGGAUUGGGAGGUACCUUUACUGCAUUUAUAUAGCGCUUUUCUAGUCUGCUGACCACUCAAAGCGCUUUACAGUGUAUGCCUCACAUUCACACACUGAUGGUGGAGGCUGCCAUGCAAGGCGCCAACCUGCUCACCUGGAGCAGUUAGGGGUUCAGUGUCUUGCUCAAGGACACGUCGGCACACUCUCCGGAAGAGCCGGGGAUCAAACCAGGAACCCUCCGAUUACUAGACGACCCGCGCUAUCUCCUGAGCCGUGCCGCCCUGAGAUGUUAAAGGUUGCGUCCACAAGAAAGCAACGGGAGUGAUAUUGACUAACGGGCAACCAAUGUUAAGAGUAGGCCUUUAUGAUUCAGCCGCAGGGCUGAUUGUCUACUGACUGUUUAUUUAUGUCACUAACGAGCCACCGGAGGCCAGCGCUGGCAAAUCUGAGGCUCUCUUGGUGUGUGUGCACACGUGUGUGCGUACAUGCCUGCGUGUGUCACUGUUUAACGAGCCACCAGGGUGCUGUGACCCGUUAUCUUCUAGGGGGAUAGUCCUGGCUCCUCGAGUCAUGCCUUGCCUGGCCUCCCGGCCUGGGAAUUGACCCAUUCAUGACUAACCUUUGACCCGGCAGCAAGCUCGUGCUGCAGGGCUGUUAUUGGUUGUCCUGACUCAUCAUCAAAGCCUGGCGUCAGAACUGGGUUGCGGUCUGCCACAGGUCACGAGAUCAAAUGCCAGGCGCCACAAUGCCUAGGGCAGGGAUGACCAUGCCCGACUGUAUCUCUGUUCAUGGGCAUUUAACUCCCAGAUUAUGGAUUUCACACGCACACGAACACACAUGCGCACACGAGCGAUGUCCAUACGAGGCGAUAUCUCUGCCCUUGUGGGGAUCCUUGACCUUGAGAGAGAGAGACGGGAUAGGGGGAUAGAAAGAGGAGGGAGGAACUUGAGAACUGAACAGCGCCACGAUCUGCGGGUCAUAUUCCGCUAAGACAAAUGGAUUUGCCGUCUUAAUCACUUAAGCCCAAACUCUAACCCCUGUCAACUCUGGGUACAUUUAUUCAAUACGGUUCAUUUGUGAUGACCACUGGAAAAAAAAUGUAUUGCUUAUUUUAUUUUAUUUUUUUGCACUUGUGUGUAUCACCGCGACAGGGCACACCCUCAUUUUCAAUCCAUGUGUAAGAAAAGAAAAGAAAUUCCCUCUUUUUUUGGAGAAAUGCGGA
Messenger RNA from Lampris incognitus (smalleye Pacific opah), 6100 nucleotides. RefSeq lists its product as uncharacterized. The record is from RefSeq and is a predicted model, not a curated record. Bases 1 to 921 code for a protein of 306 amino acids. Lineage: Eukaryota; Metazoa; Chordata; Actinopteri; Lampriformes; Lampridae. The transcript has 2 exons.